Molecule: messenger RNA, 9431 nt
Organism: Salvelinus fontinalis (brook trout)
Lineage: Eukaryota; Metazoa; Chordata; Actinopteri; Salmoniformes; Salmonidae
Gene: alpi.1
Product: alkaline phosphatase, intestinal, tandem duplicate 1
Exons: 11
Coding region: 135-1748 (537 amino acids)
Biological process (GO): dephosphorylation
Cellular component (GO): plasma membrane
Molecular function (GO): alkaline phosphatase activity
Source: RefSeq, a predicted model, not a curated record
UGGCUAGGGCCCUUUGCUUACAGCACACCCUGAGCUUUAAAAGGCUGGGCUGGAGGUCUGAGGAGGUACACUCUCCUCUCCUCCUGAGUGCUGUGUGGGUCGGUGGGACAGCUUUUCCAUCCUCCAGGCCUGUAAUGCAGGCAUCACCACAGAGCUGGGCCUUCAGGCUGAUCCCUCUCCUCCUGGCCUCUCUCCUGCUUGCCGUUACCGGGAGAACUGUCACGGUUGAAGAGGAGCAGGAGAAAGAGAGGGACCCAGCCUAUUGGAAUGCUCAGGCCAAGGAGACACUCCAAGCCGCGCUGAGACUCCGCCCCCGAGUGCACCGCGCCAAGAACAUCAUCCUCUUCCUGGGGGACGGGAUGGGCGUGUCCACUGUGUCCGCGGCUCGCAUCCUGAGGGGCCAGAUGGACGGAAGGUCGGGGGAGGAGACAGUGCUCGCCAUGGAUACCUUCCCUUACCUUGCGCUCUCUAAGACGUACAGUGUUGAUAAGCAGGUAGCAGACAGCGCUAGCACGGCUACAGCGUACCACUGCGGAGUGAAGGCUAACGCUAAGACAGUGGGCCUUAGCGCCAAUGCAGUGGCCUACGAGUGCAACACCACGUUUGGGAAUGAAGUGUACUCCGUGCUACAUCGCGCCAAAGCACAAGGGAAGUCAGUGGGCAUCGUGACCACCACUCGUGUACAGCAUGCCUCUCCUGCUGCCGCCUAUGCCCACUCAGUGAGCCGUAGCUGGUACAGCGAUGCCGACAUUCCCUCUAGUGCCCGCCGACAGGGCUGUGUCGACAUUGCCACACAGCUGGUGACCAACGUUGACAUUGAUGUUAUCCUGGGUGGGGGGCGGAUGUAUAUGACACCAAAGGGAACUCCAGACCCUGAGUACCCCACUUCCUCGUCCCGGAAAGGGGAUCGGAAAGAUAAGAGGAACCUCAUUGACGUCUGGAUGAAGGCCCAGCAGCACAAGAAUUCCCAGUAUGUUUGGCACAGGAAGCAGUUUGACGAGAUUAAUGUAAAGACUACUGACCGUCUCCUGGGUCUCUUUGAGCCAAAGGACAUGAGGUUUGAGGUUUUCCGGAAUGCCACUCGUGACCCGUCCAUCGUCGAGAUGACAGAGAAAGCCAUUCAGAUCCUCAGCAAGAACCCCAAAGGCUACUUCCUCUUUGUAGAAGGAGGGAGAAUUGACCACGGGCACCAUGAUGGCAUUGCCAAGCUGGCGCUGACUGAGGCUGUGAUGUUUGACCGGGCGGUACAACGAGCCUCCCGGCUCACCAGAGAAUCAGACACCCUCACUGUCGUAACCGCAGACCACUCCCACGUCUUCACCUUCGGAGGAAACACCCCCCGUGGAAACCCCAUCUUUGGUUUGGCACACAAGAAGGCAGAUGAUAGGAUGCCAUUCACUAGCAUCCUGUAUGCCAACGGUCCUGGUUAUGUACAUGUGAAUGGAACGAGAGGAAACAUCACAUUGGUGGAUUACUACGAUGAAGAGUACAUGCAGCAGGCUGCAGUUCCUCUGGACUCUGAGACCCACGGCGGGGAGGAUGUGGCCAUCUACGCCAAAGGCCCCAUGGCCCACCUCUUUCACGGGGUCAAAGAGCAGAACUAUAUCGCCCACGCCAUGGCCUACGCAGCCUGCAUCCCACCCUACACGGACUGCCCACCACAUCCGCCCGCCUCAACCGGACACACACACACCUUCUCCGGGCUGCUUCUCUGUCUGGCCAGCCUCCUCUGGCUCCUGUUCAGAUGACGACACACAAUCCGACAAUCAUGGGUACAGUGUACAUAUUAGGACAGUUACCGGUCCACGAAAGUUGUGUCAGAGAUGGUGAAAACGUUCUAGAAAGUUCUAGGUUGUCUAUUUUGGAGAAGUGACUAGAUUGCUAUGUCAUAUUGCACUGCAGCAAUUUUUAACCAUCCUCAUAAGGUUCUAAAUGGAACAUGUAAGGUGCUAUAAAGAUAAUUUUGUUAAGGUUCUAUAAAGAACCGUUAAGAAAUAUUCAAUAUAGCACCAAAACAGGGUUCCGCUAUGCUUACAACCCUGUUUGGGACUAUAAAGAACCCUUUUUUAUGGUUCUUUAUAGAACCUUUAUGGAGAAUGGUUCUAUAAAUAACCUUUCACAAUCUGAAAGGUUCUUUGUAGAUCCUUUUGAAGAACCAUAAAUCAAUCAAUCAAGUUUAUUUUAUAUAGCCCUUCGUACAUCAGCUAAUAUCUCGAAGUGCUGUACAGAGACCCAGCCUAAAACCCCAAACAGCUAGAAUGCAGGUGUAGAAGCAUAAAGGGUCUUUUAAUCUGGUCAGUCAUAUUAUAUUGUUAAAAUUCCAUCUGUUUUAUUAUUGUGUUAAUUGACAAGUAGAAUCAAGCGAGCUACCUCUGGAACAACUGGGGGUCCCUGUGGAGAGAAUUGAGAAGUACUGAUUGAUUUAGUCAACCGUUCUCAAUUGACACAAGGUCUUACGCGAGUCUUUUACAAGACACCGUCACUGGCCACAGUCAUAUAUAAUAUGUCAUGGAAUAACACGACACAUUAGAUAAACUGGAAUUACACUCUUACUCACGGUUGCACGAAAAGAGCUGUGACUAAAACCACGGUCCAAAAUAUUCACAUGAGCCACUAAAAGAGCAAAGAAUCAUUUUCUGAACUGUAAAGAACCAUUUGGUUAUUGGAGUCAUUAUGGUUCCACUUAGAACCAUCACAAAUCCCAAAAGAACCCCUUGAGGAACCCUCAUUUUUUAGUGUGUACACUAUUAAUGUGGUUUGCAGUGAAACUGGAAAAAAGGAGACCUGGAAUGUCACCAAGAUGUAUUUCCUAGUAGAAGUAGGCCUUACUAUAAACUCCGAAGAGAUGGGGUCUGUAUAUUUUAUUUGCAAUCACUAAUAACUGGACUAAGCCAAUGAGAUGACUGGUAACUAAAGAAGAUGUAGUGGCUUAAAUAGUAUGGUCAGGUAUUUAAAUCGUUACUAUGGCAAUUUAAAAUGGAGCUGACCAUAGCUCAAAUAAACCUAAAUACUAUAUAUAGAGAUGUUUUUAUGUUAAAUGCACAUGUUUAGUAUUAGUGGAUUAAAUACAUCUCUUUGCUUAGAUGCAUUUCCUAAAGUGUUUCCAUUCCCCUUUAAGCAGUAUGGUCAGGUAUCCCAGACACAGGUCAAGCCUAGGCGUCCCGCUAGAGGGACAACUUUUGGUGAAACUGGAGGGCGCGCAAUUCAAAUAAAUAAUCAUACAAAUUAUGGAUAUUUAACAUUUAGGUACAUAGAAGUGUCUUAUAUCGGUUGAAAGCUUACAUUCUUGUUAAUCUAACUGCACUGUCCGAUUUACAGUAGCUAUUACAGCGAAAGCAUGCCAUGCAAUUGUUUGAGGACGGCACCCCACAUCAAAAUAGUUUCAUAAAUUCACAAAUAGCGAUUAAAUAUUCACUUACCUUUUGAAAAUCUUCCUCUGAUUUGUCAUCCAAAGGCUCCCAGUAGGGACGUCACUAGAGAUUCAUGGAUAGGGAGGCUAAGCCUCUUUUAGGGGGGUCUGGGCACACUCCCCCAGGAUUUGUUUUAAAGCCCCCAAAAUCAUCAUGUAUUUUUUAGAGUGACAACGGGUGUAAAAUUGAUCAAAAUAAGGUUAUUUUUGGUCAAGUUUGGCUAAAAGUUUACCUGUCUCAUAGUUUGUGUUAGACACUGAUCUGAUAUGACUUACUUACAUUCUAUCCAAAUAAAGAAAUUAAAGUCCACUCUGUCCCCAUCCAUCCAACACCAACAAAAGGCACAAAAAUGGCUGCACUAUCUAGCCAAAAUACUUUUGGGAUAUUAUUUUGAGAGAGAGAGAGAGAGAGAGAGAGCGAGAGAGAGAGAGAGAGAGAGAAAUGUGAAGAUAUGCAGGUCAUAUUAUACCAUUAGAAAAAAAUCUUUAUUUAAAUUUGUUGCUCAAAAUUAACCCAAUAAUUCAGACACAUGGAACCUCUUAAAUAGUAUCAUCCACAAUGGUGGGGCAAAACUAAAUUCAACUACUGAGCUGAAUACGAUUUUAAAAACUGAAAAACAAUUAGGAAUAAAAUCUGAUAAAGUAAGAUCCAAAACAAAUAUUAUAACCUAUGUUACAGAACUUCUCCUCCUGCUUCUCUCUUUUGAUGCUUAUUUUGUGGGUGGACGCAUCAAAGUGUACUUCCUAUUUUUAAAGGUGGCAAAGCGGUCAAUAACACUAUUGUGGCUUAGUGGCCCAAGCACUUCACCCUCAAUGGACAUGGCUGCAAGACUUGCAAGCCUUUUCUGACCUAUUGUCUUACGCAACCAGGAGUGCAGCCGGCGCAGUGCACGAAAGGACCUUUCACAGGAGCAGCUGAUCACAGGAACUGUGAGGUCAACCUGAAUGAUUUCCUUCAGAGAAGGAAACACAUCAUCAUCCAGGAGGUUAUGCACAGCAAGCAUAUCUUUGAGAGGACAUCCAGCCUCUUUUCCGGGCAAGAAAGUUUCUGGCCACCAACAUCUCUUCUGUUUAAACAUCCGUAGUACUUGGCAAACUCAGUUCAGCAUGAUGUAUCUAGGAAGUUUUUUUGAGUUGGGGCUGCAUGCCUGUAUGCCUUUGAGCAGACCUGCAUCUACAGUCGAGAAUCGCUGACCAAGCUCACAAACCAUCCUGUCCAAGCAGGGGAGCAACAUCUCUGUUUUCAUUGUUUGGGAACAUGACAAACAUAGAAAACCACAAAAUCUCCCAUUUUCCUUUGUUUGUGCUUUCUUGCUGCAUUUCCCUCUGGAAUAUUGUGAAUUUCACAGAGUGCUUUGGUUCUGUCAUAAAGUUCUGCGGCAAAUGCAUCUGUGUAUUUGCCUAUCAGUGUGUCACAUACGGCUUGUUUGCCGAAAUAAGCUUCUGCGAGGUCUACAGUCUCUUUCUGGAGGAACUUAUGAAGUCCCUCAGUUACAGAAAGAAGGGACUGAAACAUCAGUAGCAAAUACAUGGUGGAGAACAUAUGAAGCUUUGCUCUCAGACCAAUAGCCAUGGGGGAUCCAAUGGCAGAUAGACAAUCGAAAAUAGCAGUUAAAGUGUUCGGGACUGCAGUAUGGACCGCAGCUGGCAUGCCCAGCGAGUGUUUGAGAGCUGUACAAGUUCAGCUGAUGCUAUUCCAAGUUUAUACUGAGCUUCUUUGAACUUGUGGUGGUUAACUAGGGAUGUACUGAAAAACGAAUACACAUUCUCCAAGAAACUGGAAAACUCAGCAGCCUCCGAAAUAGCCCUGCAAGUAUGACACAACACCAAGUUAAGCUCAUGAGCACAGCAAUGUACAUAAAUUGCCUCCGGAUGCAGCACUCUGAAAUGUGCUGCACACCUCCUUUGGAUCCUCUCAUGACAGCUGCACCAUCGUAGGUCUGUUAGGCCUGCUACUCCUCUCAUUUGGAGUUGCUGUUGCAACUAAUUUGCUAUCGAUUGGGGAUCAAAAUGACUUGAUUUCUGCUAGUGCUAAUAAACGCUCUUUAACUGUCCCCUCUGUCACAUACCUAACACACAGAGCCAACUGUUCAGACUGCCCAUCACUGGCCUCAUCCGCCAUAAUGGCAUACAUUCCAGACUUUGACAUCUCAGAGACCAUGGUGUCCAUAAUCUCUUGAGCACAGCAUUCGAUCUGAGCAUCUGGAGAGAGAUACGUCACAUUUGAUGGAGUACUGUACCUUUGCAGGAAAGGGUCAAACUCCUUCAAAAGCUCCAUACAUUCUAGAAAGUUCCCUCUAUUUGUGCUUUCACUAGAUUCAUCAUUGGCACAGAAAGAGAGUCCCUGUCUUCCUAACAUUGAGGUGACCGCAACAAUUCUCCUCAGAUACUCCCUUCCCUCCGCAAUAUCACUAGCAUGGGCAGAUGUUAAAAUCUGCGCAAUGUUCCCAUGAGUGCUAGUUGCUUUGCCAUGCCACAACACUGUCUCUGUGUGUUUGUGCCAUUUCAUGUUUACCGAAGAUAAACAAAAGCUUUUUUUUCUAAUUUUUGCAGCCAUUACUGAAAAAAAGAAUCAAAUUGAAUGUUUUUGCCAAAAACUCAACAUGGAAAGCAGAAAGCUGUGUUUUGUGGACAGAGUACUCUACCCAAUUGUAUUUCUCAAACCAGCAUUGCUUAAAUGCCCUUUUCUGUGUACCAAAACCAAAGCUAUUCAGCUUCACUUGUCUGGGCCCAGUGUCUUUGUCACCUAAAUCGCUCUCAUUUCUGGAAGGAGUUGCUGCAGCGGCUUGAUUACUUGCUCUCUCUGGAUCUGUUUCUUGUCCCUCUUUCUCCGGGAAUACUUGCUCUCUCUGGAUCUGUUUCUUGUCCCUCUUUCUCCGGGAAUACUUGCUCUCUCUCACUAAUACAGCUCGCAUGUUGAUCUCUGCCUUGCAUAGAAGCCUCUCUUUCUGCAUGACCCUUCAAGAGUUCAUGAACAUCAUUUAUUUAUGCCUAACAAAAGUAAGACAUAUGCUGUACAAAUUUAACUGAAAGCUUAAACAUCUACUUGCUUUUUUCAUCACUAACUUUCAUCAGACAUGCUCCCACAGCCCUGUCAUCAGACAUAGUCCCUCAGCCCUGUCAUCAGACGUGCUCCCUCGGCCCUGUCAUCAGACGUGCUCCCUCGGCCCUGUCAUCAGACGUGCUCCCUCGGCCCUGUCAUCAGACGUGCUCCCUCGGCCCUGUCAUCAGACGUGCUCCCUCGGCCCUGUCAUCAGACGUGCUCCCUCGGCCCUGUCAUCAGACGUGCUCCCUCGGCCCUGUCAUCAGACGUGCUCCCUCGGCCCUGUCAUCAGACGUGCUCCCUCGGCCCUGUCAUCAGACGUGCUCCCUCGGCCCUGUCAUCAGACGUGCUCCCUCGGCCCUGUCAUCAGACGUGCUCCCUCGGCCCUGUCAUCAGACGUGCUCCCUCGGCCCUGUCAUCAGACGUGCUCCCUCGGCCCUGUGAUCAGACGUGCUCCCUCGGCCCUGUCAUCAGACGUGCUCCCUCAGCCCUGUCAUCAGACGUGCUCCCUCAGCCCUGUCAUCAGACGUGCUCCCUCAGCCCUGUCAUCAGACGUGCUCCCUCAGCCCUGUCAUCAGACGUGCUCCCUCAGCCCUGUCAUCAGACGUGCUCCCUCAGCCCUGUCAUCAGACGUGCUCCCUCAGCCCUGUCAUCAGACGUGCUCCCUCAGCCCUGUCAUCAGACGUGCUCCCUCAGCCCUGUCAUCAGACGUGCUCCCUCAGCCCUGUCAUCAGACGUGCUCCCUCAGCCCUGUCAUCAGACGUCCUCCCUCAGCCCUGUCAUCAGACGUCCUCCCUCAGCCCUGUCAUCAGACGUCCUCCCUCAGCCCUGUCAUCAGACGUCCUCCCUCAGCCCUGUCAUCAGACGUCCUCCCUCAGCCCUGUCAUCAGACGUGCUCCCUCAGCCCUGUCAUCAGACGUGCUCCCUCAGCCCUGUCAGCCUCCAGCUUCUUUCCCUCAUUUUUGUCUGCUGUGUUUUGACAUGUAUUGUUAUUAAGCUCAUUUAGACAAUAACUCAAGGCUUAAUAGGUGAUUAAUCAGUUUAAGUUUUAAUUUGUUUGUUUGAACUGGUAAAAUCUUAAUUUCUCACCGGAUUGGCCUUCGGCAGAGCUGCUGGCACUGCCUCUCUUGAAGAAUUUUGUUAGCUAGGCUACAGUAGAAAAACUGAGGAUAAUACAAUGACAUUGUGAUCAACACAGUCACCUUUUCUACAUAUGACCUACUAAUAAUUGUUUAACAAUGGCUACUGAAUGAAAGCAAUUGAGUAUGAAAAGAUAUGUGCAUGAUGUUACGUCAUCUGUCUCAUUUAUAGCCUGGCACAGAUAGCAAGACUACAUUAAAUACAACGUUAACUAGAUAUCAUCGCCACAUAACUUAUGUUGAGUUUAAAAGACACUGUUACCGUUAGCUAGCUCGCAACAUCUGUUACACUGUAACUUACAGGCAGCCUCACAUAAACACGUAUUCCUUAACAAAGCUUUGAUUAUGACCAAAGUCUAUAGUAGUGAAUACUCUCUCUCUCUCUCUCUCUGUUCUAACUUCCCACAAAUUCACAUCGUAGCCUAUCUGCUUGAAUCCGUCCUGUCAGAGCCUUUUCCUGUCAGUUUACUGUUAGCUAGCAGUCUCAAGCCACAGCAGUAGCUAAAGUUAACCAAAAUGUUAGAUACAAGUAGACCUAACUGUCACUAGCGUGUGCAGUAGUCUCUGCUGCAGCAGCCUCCCCCAGGUCCUAGUGCCUGCUUGGUAAGCAGUUUAAGAUGCGAUGGAAAGGUUGACGAAAAAAAAGAAAUCACUGAGAAAAUAUAUUGACUGAUAUAUUGAUUUAUUUAGGGGGGGGGAUAACGACGUAGUCUCGUUUUAUUAGAUAAAAUCCUUCUUUAUAUCCCAAAAGGUCUGUUUGGUUGGCGCCAUUGAUUUUAGUAAUCCACUCGUUCAACUUGCAAAGAAAGUAAUCCGAGAAUCUACCCCUAAACUUUGUUUCAAGAAGUCAAAAUAUGUUUAUAUUUAUUCCUCAGAAUACCCUAAAAUGUAAUCAAAUGAUAAUAUUUCUUACAGAAAGAAGUAUGUUAAUAGGAAACCGAUUUUAGCAGGUGUGUCUUGUCUUCUUGGUCGCCCGCAAACACGGAUUUCCAAGACCGUGUCCCUGUACUAAAUCUGUUAUUUCUUACUCGUUUUUCAAGUUACAAGCCUGACACCUUGAACAUAGACUACUGACACCAAAUGGAAGCCAUAGGAGUUGCAUCUUGGGAGCUUGAAUUGAGUAUGGCCUUAAAACUGGCCAUUGGAAGAGCAUGGUCUCUCAAAAAAACGAAAUUUCCGGUUGGUUUUUCUUUGGAUUUUCUCCCACCAUAUCUUUUGUGUUAUACUCGCCUACAUUGUUGUAACAUUUAUACAAACUUCAAAGAGUUUUUUUCCCAAUGAUACGAAUUAUAUGUAUAUCCUGGCUUCAGGGCCUGACUAACAGGCAGUUUACUUUGGGCACAUCAUUCAGACAGGAAGUGGAGAAAAAAGGAGCCUUAUGAAGUUAAGCCUAGUCCGUACUAAAAAACAUGUUCAACAUGCUUCUUAUUAUGUGUCUGGGGACUGGAAAAUACAGCUCAUUCUAAUUUCAUCAGUCCUUACCCUGUUAUUGCUUAGAUCCCUUGGCUUGGCCAAUGGUCAAAGGAAGUCAAAGGAAGUUGUUCUGUUGUUGUUCUGAGAACAUUUAGGAUGAAAUGCUCCCACUGAACUGUGUUAUGGACACAGUUUAGAAGUAAGCAGGAAGUUAACUGCCAUUUAGCAAAAGUUUAAAUGGUGUAUAUUGACUUUUUUGUUACCAGAUCAAUUGUCUUCUGCAGAUUGGACCUCAUAUUAGCAUUAUAAUCUUGUUUUUGUUGUUGAUUUUGAAAAUGAAUGUUUUUUUGUAUGAAGACCUUGUAUUUUUAUACAUUUGUAGAAGUUUCUUUUGAAUAUCUCCAAAAAUAAAAAUAAAAUUUGUUGA